Molecule: messenger RNA, 3385 nt
Organism: Mirounga angustirostris (Northern elephant seal)
Lineage: Eukaryota; Metazoa; Chordata; Mammalia; Carnivora; Phocidae
Gene: NPHP1
Product: nephrocystin 1
Exons: 17
Coding region: 35-1804 (589 amino acids)
Biological process (GO): protein localization involved in establishment of planar polarity
Cellular component (GO): cilium; cytoplasm
Molecular function (GO): protein binding
Source: RefSeq, a predicted model, not a curated record
CGACCGGUGCGCGCUCAGCGCGGAGGCGAGGGAGAUGCUGGCUAGGCGGCAGCGAAAUCCUCUGCAGGCCCUGCAGCGCCGCAGUCAGGAAUUGAAGCUACAGGUUGAUAGCUUGCUUUCUGAGAGUCGAUUGAAAGGAGCUCUAGACGCCGGUAAAAGGAGAGAUAUUUACCAAAGAUGUUUCCAAUUAAAACAGGCAAUAGAUGAAAAUAAAAAUGCUCUUCAAAAAUUAAACAAAGCUGAUGAACCUGCUCCUGUCGGGAACUAUAAUCAGAAAAAAGAGGAGGAGCACAGUCUUUUGGAUAAGCUUACCCACCAACUGCAGGAACUUGCCGUGUCCAUAAGUAGAGAAAAUAUAACUGAAAUCGGGGCACCUACUGAAAGAGAAGAAGAUGAUGAUUCUGCUGGUGAAGAUGAAGAAGAAGAAGAUGAUGAUGAUGAAGAAGAGCGUGAAGAAAGUGGUGGGGAGGAAGAAGAAACAGAAGAGGAAGAGGAAGAGAAACAGGAAAAUGAAUCCCACCACCAGGCAACAAGUAAAGAAUACAUUGCCAUUGGAGAUUUUACUGCUCAGCAAGCUGGGGAUCUUACAUUUAAGAAAGGGGAAAUUCUCCUUAUAAUUGAAAAAAAACCUGAUGGCUGGUGGAUAGCUAAGAAUGCCAAAGGAAACAAAGGUCUCAUUCCCAGAACCUACGUGGAGCCCUAUGAUAAAGAAGGCCAAGACUCAAGUGAAGGCAGCGAAGAAGAUGUAGAGGUGGGGGACCAAACAGCAGAAGGGGAAGAAGUUAAACAAAGAACUGAUUCUCACUGGAGUGCUGUCCGAAAAGCUAUUUCAGAGCAGAUAAACACUGUUGAUGUGUUGACCACAAUGGGAGCUAUUCCUGCAGGGUUUCGGCCUUCCACACUCUUCCAGCUUCUGGAGGAAGGGAAUCAGUUUCGAGCAAGUUACUUCUUACAGCCAGAGCUCACUACUUCACAACUGGCCUUCAGAGAUCUAAUGUGGGAUGCUAAAACAGGCACUAUUAGGUCAAGACCAAGUCGUGUUUCAUUCAUUCUGACCCUCUGGAGCUGUAAAAUGAUUCCUCUUCCAGGAAUGAGCAUCCAGGUUCUCAGUAGACACGUACGCCUCUGUCUAUUUGAUGGUAAUAAGGUUCUGAGCAACAUUCAUACAGUCAGAGCCACAUGGCAACCUAAAAAGCCCAAAACAUGGACCUUUUCUCCCCAGGUUACUGGCAUCUUGCCCUGCUUGCUUGAUGGUGAUUGUUUUAUCAGAUCCAAUUCUUCAUCUCCAGAUCUUGGAAUAUUAUUUGAACUUGGAAUUUCUUAUAUUCGCAAUUCAACCGGUGAAAGAGGAGAAUUAAGUUGUGGCUGGGUGUUUCUUAAACUUUUUGAUGCCAGUGGAAUUCCUAUUCCAGCAAAAACGUAUGAACUCUUCUUGAAUGGUGGCACCCCUUAUGAAAAAGGUGUUGAAGUGGACCCUUCAAUAUCCAGAAGAGCACAUGGGAGUGUUUUCCAUCAGAUGAUGACAAUGAGAAGGCAGCCUCAACUCCUAGUAAAACUGAGAUCUUUGAACAGAAGAUCAAGAGACUCGCUGAGUUCUCUGAGUCUUGACCAGUGUAUACAGUCGUGUAACUACCACCACAACCAAGAUGAAGAACAUUCCCAUCACUCUAAACAGCUGUCUGCUUUGUGGUCAGCUCCCCAGCCUCAGCCUCAGGCAGCCACUCAUCUGUCUUCUUUUCCCGCAGUUUGUUUUUUGUUUUUCAGUUUUCAUUUUUUAGUUUUUAGUCUCAGAGGUAGAGUUUAGUGAUUCAUCAGUUGCAUAUAAUACCCAGGGCUCCUUACAUCAAAUGCCCUCCUUAAUGCCCGUCACCCAGUUACCCCAUCCCCUCACCCACCUCCCUUCCAGCACCCCUCAGUUUGUUUCCUGUAGUUAAGAGCCUCUCAUGGUUUGUCUCCCUCUCUGAUUUUGUCUUAUUUUAUUUUUCCCUCCCUUCCCCUAUGAUCCUCUGUUUUGUUUCCUAAAUUCCACAUAUGAGUGAAACCAUAUGAUAAUUGCCUUUCUCUGAUUGACUUAUUUUGCUUAGCAUACUACCUUCUAGUUCCAUUCACGUUGUUGCAAAUGGUAAGAUUUCAUUUUUUGAUGGCUGAGUAAAUUCCAUUGUAUAUAUACACCACAUCUUCUUUAUCAAUUCAUCAGUCGAUGAACAUCUUUCCAUAGCUUGGCUAUUGUGGACAUCACUGCUAUAAACAUCAGGGUGCAGGUGCCCCUUCGAAUCAGCAUUUUUUUAUCCUUUGGAUAAAUACCCAGUAGUUCUAUUUUUAACUUUUGAGGAACUUCCAUACUGUUUUCCAGAGUGGCUGCACAGUUUUCAUUCCCACCAACAAUGCAAAAGGGUUCCCCUUUAUCCACAUCCUCGCUAACAUUUGUUGUUUCCUGAGUUGUUAACAUUAGCCAUGCUGACUGGUGUGAAGUGGUGUCUCACUGUGGUUUUGAUUUGUAUUUCCCUGAUGCCGAGUGAUGUUGAACAUUUUUUCAUGUGUCUGUUGGCCAUUUGUAUUCCCAGCAGUUUUGUCUUUUCCAGAAUGUCAUACAUAUGGAGUCAUUCAGUAUGUAGCCUACUAGGUCUGGUUUCUUUCACCCAGCAUACUGCUGCAUUUGAGAGUCAUCCAUGCCAUUGCACGUAGUAGAAGUUGUUCUUUUUUGUUCUAAAUAUUAUUUCAUUUGAUGGAUAUACCAUAAUGCAUUUAUCCAUUCACUGACUGAUAGACAUCUGGGUUGUUUCUAAGUUUGGGCAAUUAUGAAUAAAGCCACUCUAAAUAUUUGCAUACAGGUUUUUUGUGUGUGGCCAUAUGACUUUAUUUUUCAGAGGUAUAAAUACCUAGGAGCGGGAUUGCUGCAUCAUCUGGUGUCCUUCUAAUUUUAUAAGAAACUGCCAAAUUGUUGGGGCGCCUGGGUGGCUCAGUCGGUUGAGCGGCUGCCUUCGGCUCAGGUCAUGAUCCUGAAGUCCUGGGAUCGAGCCCCGCGUCGGGCUCCCCGCUCAGCGGGGAGUCUGCUUCUCUCUCUCCCUCUGCCUGCCUCUCUGCCUACUUGUGCUCUCUAUCUGUCAAAUAAAUAAAUAAAAUCUUUAAAAAAAAAAAAAAAAGAAACUGCCAAAUUGUUUUCCAAAAUAGCUAUAGCAUUUUAUACCCCCAGCAGCAAUGUAUGAAAGUUCCAAUUAGGCAUAUUCUUGGUAUUAUCCAUUUUUUUCUAUUUUGGCCAUUUUAAUAAGUGAGUAAUGGUAUCUCCUGGUGGUUUUAAUUUGCAUUUUCUUCAGGGAGCUUUUUUUUCUUUUUCUUUUUCUUUUUUUCUUUCUUUUUAAAGAUUUUAUUUAUUUAUUUGACAGAG